AUGUCCAUCCAUUUGCAGGCGGCUCGGCGCGACCAUACGACUAGUGGAAAGGUCGGUGCGGUGCCAAUGUUGGUGCCAAAGGGGACAAGACUAAGCGAACAUCCACGGACACCAGAAAAAGAAACCAAACUUACAUUUGGUAUCGACAUGUAUUCUAGGGGUUCAUCAAAAACAAGUACAAGUGCUGAAAAACUCAGGACUUCGUCGAAGCCAUUAAUCGGAAAUUGUACUGCAUCAGGUUCCACCUGUACAACACAUUCUGCCUCACCAAAAGCACGCCGCAGCGCAAACGCAAGAGAAAGGGACCGGACGCAUAGCGUUAAUUCUGCCUUCGUUACACUGAGGACUCUGAUACCAACCGAACCAGCGGACAGAAAACUUUCUAAGAUUGAGACGCUGCGACUUGCCGCAAGUUACAUUUCUCAUUUGAGUAAUCUUCUGGUGGUGGGGCGGUGUACGGGUCUGCAGCCGUGCGUGCGACGUAGGGAGAUGUUGGAGAGAGUGUCGGGAGGCGCGGCCAAAAGGCCUGUGUGUACGUUUUGUCUGAGCAGCGCAAAGACAACGAAACCAUCGGAAAGGUCAUCAGAUUAUAUGGACUUCCCAGUGCAGCAUCAGGCGCAAAUCUUCUACCGGAGCGCCCUCAGAUAG
This is a messenger RNA of Lineus longissimus, 648 nucleotides long. Its product is annotated as basic helix-loop-helix transcription factor scleraxis-like. The coding region runs from base 1 to 648 and encodes 215 amino acids. The transcript is spliced from 2 exons. Gene Ontology annotation, molecular function: RNA polymerase II transcription regulatory region sequence-specific DNA binding; protein dimerization activity; DNA-binding transcription factor activity, RNA polymerase II-specific. Gene Ontology annotation, biological process: regulation of transcription by RNA polymerase II; developmental process. The record is from RefSeq and is a predicted model, not a curated record. NCBI's taxonomy places the organism in Eukaryota, Metazoa, Nemertea, Pilidiophora, Heteronemertea, Lineidae.